ACAGGGUAGGAAAUUUGACCCCCGUCUCUCGGUAUAAAUGCUAGUGUUUCUCAAGUGAAGAAUCAUACAUCAGCUGUGCCUUCCACAGUCAGUUCAUACAACCUUAGUGUACACACUCGCUAAACUCACUCAAUAUGAAAUUCUUGGUUUGCGUCUGCGCCGUUUUGGCAGUUGCUGCAGCUGGCGAAUCCAAAAAGGACAAGAGAGGAAUCUACGGUGAAUCUCUGGGGUACGGAUAUGGAGGUUAUGGUCUUGGUGGUCUAGACCACGGUUUAGCCUACUCAGCACCCUUGAGUUUGGGACCAUCCCUCUCCUAUGGCUACUCAUCCCCAAUCAUCUCCAAGUCCUACGUGUCCGCCCCUAUCAUCACCAAGUCUGUGCUUCCAGCUCCCAUCGUCAAGACUGUGGUAGCUCCAGCACCCAUCCUUAAGACUGUGGUCGCCCCAUCUCCCAUCUACAAGACCUACGCUGCUGCCCCCUUGUACAAAUCCUACUCAGCCCCUAUCUACAGGUCGUACGCCGCCGCCCCAGUAAUCAAGUCCUACUCUGCCCCCAUCUCUAUCGGUCACGGAUACGGAUAUGGUCUUGGAGAUUUGUCCCUUGGACAUGGUCUGUCUUACAGCAGCGGUUUGGAAUUGGGUCACGGAUGGUAGAUGGUGUGAAUUCUUUGUGUUACUAGCCUUAAGUCGUCGCUGUAUAAAUUGUAAAAUAAAAUGAGAUUAUUUUCUUAAA
Messenger RNA from Coccinella septempunctata (seven-spotted ladybird), 732 nucleotides. RefSeq names its product cuticle protein 63-like. The record is from RefSeq and is a predicted model, not a curated record. Lineage: Eukaryota; Metazoa; Arthropoda; Insecta; Coleoptera; Coccinellidae. The coding region runs from base 135 to 653 and encodes 172 amino acids. The transcript is spliced from 2 exons.